Molecule: messenger RNA, 1303 nt
Organism: Tetranychus urticae (two-spotted spider mite)
Lineage: Eukaryota; Metazoa; Arthropoda; Arachnida; Trombidiformes; Tetranychidae
Source: RefSeq, a predicted model, not a curated record
AAUAUGCCAAAUUUUUGUUAUUAAGAUUGACUUUCUUGUCACCUCCUUCAUUUGCAGCUCUCCUUUAAUUACGCGUCUAUUUUUCAUAUCAUGUAAAAACUCAUAGACUUUAUGAUUGCUCAUAUGAAGUUAAUUGCUAGCAAUAAGGAAUGAAAUGAACUUCAUUCUAUGUCAGCAAACACUGAAAUCUCAUUCCUAAAAUAGCUCUCAACCGAUUUUUUGAGCCUUUGAACCCGCCCAUUUCCAGAAAUCAGCUGACAAUUCAACAAGUUUACUCACCACUUGUGUUGAUAAAGUUGACAAUAGAUAGAAUCUCAGAAUUAGUUACAUUUGUUUCAAUUUUUAUUUUUCAUUUUUUUAAACAUGUGGAAUCAAAUAAUUAGUCGCCCAAUUUUGGGUCACCUGUUACGUUGUGGUAAAAGCUCAUCUUACUCAAGUGCAAUUAAAGGAUCUUCUGGAAAUCAGUUAAACUUGCUCCAUGUUUCAAAAAGUUUACAACAUUGUGCCUCAUUAUCAUCAUCAUCAACACCAUCAUCAACAUCAUCUCCAACAUCAGCUUUCUCUAAAUCAGAUGAAAAGUAUGGUGAUUAUCUUGGUAAACAACCACCUGAGAGAUCAUUGAAUGAUAUUAUGUACCAAGUUGAUGAGAUUAUCUCAUUUCUUGAAAGCAACAACAAGAGUAAAGUCAAAACAUAUGGAUUAACUUUAUUUACCAUGAUUUCUGGUGUUUUUGCUGGAGCCUAUGCUGCUCAUUUUGGUGCUUGGUUCCUAGACAAAGUUGGCUUAUUUAUGUUUCAAGAGGACGAUGAUGAUUAAUUCACAGGUCAACAAUUCAAGAUUCAACAGUUUAUCUCUUUUGUAAUCUUGUUGAAACAAUUCAAGCCAACAUAUAUUAUCAAAAUUCGUUGUGAUCCACUAUACUGGAAUUCAAGAUCAAUUUUUAAACGUCCCAAUGCAUGUACAGUAACCUCUCGGUAUCCUUGCAAAAAGAGCCAUUUAAUGACAAGCCAUCAAACAAUCAAAUACUAUCAAGUAUCUUUGUUGGUUUAUAAAAACAUAAUCAUUUAUAAUUCAGCUAUACGGAGCUGUUACGAUUCUUCCUAUCCAUUUGUGUAAAAAAAUCGAGGGCUUACCGUAUUAUUAUACACUUAAUAAGAUUCAUAUUCAACAGACUAACUCAAAAGGCCAAAUUCAGGUAAAUUGUACCCUUAUUAACAAAUUAACAAAUCAAUGUAUACUUAUUGUUAUUCCAUACUGUUAUAUACCCAGUGCAAUAAUAAAUUUCAAAUUGAAUAUCUCAUAA